AUGAGCUCGUCACAUUCAGGAAACAAUCGAAUAAAGCCGCGAUGUGGUUUCGAGCUCGAAGAUGAUUCCGAGGAAGAGGGCAACUCCUACCCUUCAUCCAAGUACCCAGCGAGUUCUCGGAAUGAAGAGCCAAACAUUUUCGACGACUCUAUUGAGGACAUGAUCAGGGAAAGCCGCGACGACGUCGGCGCUAGUGCUAUCAACGCCACUCCAUCACAGUACGGUAAUCAAGACCUCGACGAUCUAUUCGUUGCCGACGAUUCUGCCCAAGAGGCCGACUUCCCUCAAGACGAAGUAAUUUCAAUCAAGUCUGAAGACUCCUCUGACGAUGACUGUGACUUCAUGGCAAUCCAAAAGACGGAGGCAUCUACAAGGGCUCAGGAUAAAUGGUCUUUGCCAAGCCGUACACCACCCAUCGAUCUUACACAGGACGUGAAAGAUGAGCCGGAUAUGCAAGAGACAGAUUCAGCUUUUGGCAAGGUUGAAACGAGCAAGGCCGAAAACAGGAGCCCCACGAUUGUUCGAGGGAAGCAACACACCUCGUCUCGUCCAAAUGACGAGUCACCAGAUCCAAAUCACCUUCAAGUGAGAAAAGCCGAGCUGCUGAUGAAAGGGCAAGAGGGGGGCUUGAGCUCUGAAGAGGUUGCAGAGCUAUGCCGACUAGAAAUGGCUAUCAUCACUUCACAGGGAGCCGCAAACGAGGACCAAGACAAGUAUGCUUCCAAAGGGGGAGUAGAAAAUGACAAGAAGCAUAGAGAGGCCAAUGCGAGGGAGAAGAAAAACAAAUCGAAACGCAAAAACCCAGAAGUGCAGCGCAACGGCCCACCAAAGAAUGCUGCCGAGUAUUUUGCGAGAAAGGGGCAAGAACUCCGAGAGAAGAAACAAAAAGAAUUGGAGAAGCAAUCCUCUACCGAUCCAACCAGACACCGCAAAAAGGCCAAGCUAUCAGCAAAGGCCUUGAAAGACGAAGAGGAGAGACGUGAUCGAGUCGCAACUAUCUUUCAGCCCAAUGAUGCCAUCCACGAGAGAGCUGGAAUGGGUGACUCUCGACCCGAGCCAGUCUUCAUGGCAAGGACUAAGAAGGAUCAGUUUGAGCAAAUAAAAGCAGCCAUACCCGAAGGCUGUGAUCUACGUCGCACCAAGUCCCAGCAAAAUGACACAGAGGAUGCAUCCGAAGCCUGGGGUUUCAAUAACUGCAAAGCCGUUGACAACAAAUGGAAAAUCAAAGGAAUGAAAACCGCAAUACACCACCAUCAGCUCACUGCUGCUGCCUGGAUGUUGCAGAGAGAACUCAUGCCAGGGUGGGACAGAUUACCUCAGGGAGGCAUUCUUGCCGAUGCCAUGGGUAUGGGAAAGACUAUCGUCACCCUCUCAUGCAUGGUUGGCAACCAGCCGAACGAUCUUCUUGUGAGCAAGGGGCGAGGGGCAACAUUGGUCGUCUGUAAUAACGGACAUACCAUCGAUCAGUGGAUGAACGAGGUCAAGACACACUGCGAAGGGAAAUUUUCUACUCGCAUAGUUCAUUACAGUUCUUCUCACAAGAUGGACGUCAAACUUCUUGAAUCUUUCAACAUUGUGUUUGCAAGCUACAGACAGAUUUCCAACAGCGCCCCGACUGUUGAGGAGAUUGAACUAAAGGGAAAAGAGCUCAAGGGCGACAAAAAAGCAUUCAAGAAAUGGCUUCGGGAGGAAAAGGGAGAUCUUCUCAAAAUCAAGUGGCAUCGUGUUGUACUCGAUGAAGCCCAGCAGAUAAAAAACCACGAGACGCAGUCGAUGAAUGCAUGUCUGCUUAUCGACGCUCGAUAUCGGUGGGCGUUGAGUGGAACUCCUCUUAGCAACAGAAACUACGAAUUAUACCCUUAUCUCAAAUUCAUUGGCUGUGAAGUUGGCAGUUUCAAAGAAUUUGAGAUUAAGUUCGGAAAGGGCUCGAAGGCGGAGGCCAACCUGGACCAUCUUAUCAGCGCCGUUGCGUACAGACGCACUCAAGCGGAUACGUUUUUAGGUCGUCCGAUCAUCAACCUUCCCUUGACUCAUCCAACACAUCAGUACCUUCGAAUGUCCAAGGAGGAAAUCGUAAUAUUCAGCAUGGCGGAAGAAUGCUUCAGACGAAAGAUGAUGGAAGACAUGGAAGCUCCCGGAGCUGGGCCGAGUCGGAAAACCUGUUUCGAGAUGCUACUGCGUCUCAGGCAGGCUGCCACUCAUCCCUUUCUUCUCGAGGCGAUGAUGCGGAAGCACAUGACUCUCGACGACAUUAGAAAGGUACGUAAACGUCUUGCUGAUCUCCGAGGAGGCCCUAGCAUUUAUGAUCAAAUCGGGUCCUGGACCAAAAGACAUGAAAUGUCGGGGGAACGUCUCCAGCAAAUCAUGAACAGCGUCGGCGAGAAGGUAAGACAGCACAACUUCGAUGAUAGUCAACAGAACGAGGCGGACAGCGAAGAGAAUGCUGCAUCUCCUGAGAGUGGUGCUACGCUUCAGUUUGACAACAGUAUCUCCGAAAACGACGACGAGACAACUAUUGAAGGCGAAUUCGAUAGUGAGUUGGACGAGGUCGACAGCCAAGACGAAGUGGAAGAUCUUUCUUACCGGAAACUCCUUGAGCUUGACGCUGAGGCGUCAGUCAUGGAAGAAUCAGAACAGUCUCAUGCUUUCAUUCCCGGAGAUGCUCCGCUCAAGCCGUUUGGUCAAAGCAACUUCGGUCUGCAUUUUGACAUGGACAAACAUAUGGAGUACCUGGAGAAGUUUGAGUUGCUGAAACUGGCAGUGUGUCCAGUUUGCAAAGAGACCCCGACGGUACCAGUUAAGGGCAAUUGCGAGCAUUCAUUCUGCAACCAAUGUGCAUUGGAUCAUUUAACAACUGCGGGCAAGAUAUGUCCGGGAUGCAAGAAAAUCAUCGGCAAGAUGAGGCCUACUAACAUAUUGCAUGGUCAAUCUGAGGGCAACGAAGUUCGCGGAAAUGAUUAUUACGGCUACCAGCAAACCUUCGACAACCGUCAAAUGACAUCUCACUUCUUGGAAAUCAGUGACAGCAUGCCAGACGUGCCGGUGACUCCUAGUGCGAAGAUGACCGCCUGCAAAGAGACUAUUCUGCGUUGGCAAGCUGAGGCGCCCAACGACAAAAUUAUCGUCUUCACGCAAUUCGUCCUUGUUGGCAAGAUUCUUGGCCGCAUGCUGGAAGCCGAGGACAUCCCUUUCGUCUACCUCACUGGGAAGCAGACCAAGGACCAACGCGUUCGCGCCGUCAAGGGUUUCCAAGAGAACGAAGAAAUCAAAGUGCUCGUGGCAUCCUUGCGCGCAGGUGGCCAGGCGCUGAACCUGACGCGCGCCAACAGGGUCAUCCUUAUGGAGCUCUGGUGGAAUCACGCGCAGGAGCAGCAGGCAUACGCGCGGGUUUUCCGCUACGGACAAGACAAAGAAACCCAUUUUGCGCGCUUUAUAGUCCAGACACCUAUCGAGGACCGCAUACUGAGAAUGCAAGCGGAUAAGAUCGUUGAGAUCGAUCGCGCGCUUCAGGACGAUGGGCACGUCAUCAAGGGGCUCAGUGUGCACGAGAUUAUGCAGCUCAUGGGCCGGGUACGUGUCAAGGAUGAUCGGGCAGUCGUCGAGCCUGAUUAUGAAGAUUACGAAGAUUAUCUUCAAGAAAUCAUUUCCAACCCGGAUGAUCGGAACUUGGAAGAGGAGGAGGAGGACCUUGAGGGCUUUGUCGUUCCCGACGAUGCUGCGGAGGAAGCCAGUGAAGAAGAGACUGACGACUCUACUCCGACGAUUGUGCUGUCCGACGACUCGGAAGAGGAAUGA
Molecule: messenger RNA, 3795 nt
Organism: Colletotrichum abscissum
Lineage: Eukaryota; Fungi; Ascomycota; Sordariomycetes; Glomerellales; Glomerellaceae
Product: SNF2 family domain-containing protein
Exons: 10
Coding region: 1-3795 (1264 amino acids)
Biological process (GO): DNA repair
Cellular component (GO): nucleus
Molecular function (GO): ATP binding; metal ion binding; ATP-dependent chromatin remodeler activity
Source: RefSeq, a predicted model, not a curated record